AGUUUUGUAAACAACACAAUUGCGAUGAGAAUUCGGAAGAGGCAAAGGAAUCAUUUGAAAGAUUUCUUUCAGCUGCUUUUUUUCUCUAUCACACUCAUCCCCAAGCAAUUUAUACUAGUUCUAAAGAUUUGGAAUUAAACCUUGACAAGUUAGAUAUUCAGAAGGGCUUUCAAACUGAAAGUUCCGCCCAAAUUAACAAAGUUGCUGGUUUAACCGAACAAUUAUCUCUUUUUACAGAAACGGAACAAAACAACAUGUUCUCCCUUCCUCAAACGGAACAAGAACUAAGGCAACAAAAAUCAGUUAGAUUAGCUAAAAAAGAAAAGGA
Molecule: messenger RNA, 328 nt
Organism: Racocetra persica
Lineage: Eukaryota; Fungi; Glomeromycota; Glomeromycetes; Diversisporales; Gigasporaceae
Source: the annotation of a GenBank genome assembly